Messenger RNA from Musa acuminata AAA Group (dessert banana), 5310 nucleotides. RefSeq names its product vicilin-like seed storage protein At2g18540. Lineage: Eukaryota; Viridiplantae; Streptophyta; Magnoliopsida; Zingiberales; Musaceae. The record is from RefSeq and is a predicted model, not a curated record. Bases 2599 to 3522 code for a protein of 307 amino acids. The transcript is spliced from 2 exons.
CGAUAUUCGACAUGUGAUGUAGUCGCGAAGAAAGAAAGAAAACGAUUGCACAAAACGAAACAAGGAGAUGACACGGAGGAAAAGUAGAAGGAUUUGGGCUGACAUCUUCUUUGGAUCUUCAUAUCAAAAUCUUUGAAAGGUCAGCUUGUCACUCUUUGAGAUGUUUGAAUUAGGCUGAGGCAGUGCAGAGCAAUUCUGAAUUAUGGGCAAGUAUUGUUGGUUAUUAUGUUAUUAUUGUAUAAGCAUAUUUUGCAUGAAAUGAAAUGUUGUCGAUGAAUCAAAAUGGAUAUACUAUGUAAAAGUGUUAGAAGAUCUCUCUUAUUUAGAAUUUCAGAAUGUUAAGUCUAAUUUAUGAUGAUAUGAACUUGUGGUGAAUAGUUGGAGUUCUGAUUGUAUAAUUUAUUUAGCUUGUGGAUUUAUAAAUGUUGUUAAUGUUGGUCAAGUUGGCUUGGGUUGCCAUAAAUGUGAAUUAUUGAGUGAUGUAAUAUAUGAUUAUAAACUGCAUAGGUUUUAUAGAUGUGAAUUUGAUAGAAUGUUUUUCAGUGUCCUCAAAUGUGUGUUUGGAUCCUAGAUUGGUUUGUGUUAAAAAUUUUUAAUAUCAUGGAUAUUUUGAGGGGCGUGAUAGAGGUGGUAUCAGAGCAUAGUUUGAGGAUUACUGAAAUAUUUGAUAAGUUGACAUGUAAAAUAUAUUGAGGUCUAGUGAACUAUAGUGAUUGGUGGAAAUUUUCUUUAAUGCAUUUUAGGAAUCUAGGAUGAUGAGGCAAUUUGGUCCUCGUAUUUCAAUUGUUUCUGAUUAAUUAAGUGGGAUGAAAGGGUUGAUCGGGGGUAUCAAAUCAGAGUAGCGCAAUGAAAGCAUGGUGGACCUAAUUUCAUUGGUGGUAGAAAAAUGGAUGAUGCAAACGGAGAAAAUAUUUGAUGUACAAAAUUGUUCUGAUGAUCAAACGAUUUCUUUUACUACCUCAUAUUGGAAGUAGAGGCUGAGUAUUAAUGAUAAAAAUGAAAAUAAUUUUUGGAGAUCAGUGGUAAGAAUGAUAGUUUAUCAAUAAAAAUAUGAUUGGAAAUGAAUCAAAAAGUAAUAAUGAGAGGGUCAAGACAUUUGGAUUUGAAAUGGGAAGUCACCACAAAAAACUCUAUCAUGUGUGAAUUACAAGUUAAAUUAUGAAACAAAUUUAUGUUUCGGGUGACUGGAGUCUAUUUUGCUUGUAGAAAGUUGGAUCAUAAAAUAAAAGACUACCCCUUGAACAAGAAGAAAGAGUCACUGCCUCUUAAAUCAUCGGCCCAUGUCAGAGUGUAUGCUAUUACUGAAUAUGAUUCAAAAACUUCUGAAUUAGUGAUCGAAGGUAUUAUGCAUGUUUAUGAAAGAAUGCAAAUAUUUGUUUGACCAUGCGUCCUGGACGGUUACGAUUUGAUUCGUAAUAUUUUGCUUAUCACUUGGGUAUUCAACCUAGACCACUGUAUUAUGUGAUAAUAUGUAAAUACAAUCAUUGGAGAUUCUUUGAUAACGAACUUGAAUUUGGUCCACUUGUCUAAUUUUUAUGAGAGAACUUGAACUUUUUGUUGAUUUAGUUCUCCUAGAGAUUUGGAAUUUUGAUAUUAUACUUGGUGUGAAUUGACUAUCUUCUUAUCAUUCUAGUAUAGAUUGUUAUAUAACAAAUAAUUACUUUUUGCAUAUUUGAUCAGCCGAUCUUUUAUUUUGAGAGUAUUGGAUAUGAUUUAUCUCCUUGCCUAAUGUAUCCCUUGAUGACUUGCUUGGAUUACCUCCAAACGUGACUUUGUUUUUGAUUUGGUCCUUAGGACAAUCCCAAUAUCUAAGCCUCUCUACAGAAUGAUAUCAUUUGUGUAAGUGGAAUUGAAGAAGCAACUACAAGGACUAUUAAAUAAGGAUUUUAUUUAGCUUAAUAUUUCAUCAUGGGGUGCUCCAGUGUUAGUUAAAAAGAUGGAUGGAACAUUGAGGCUUUGUAUUGAUUAUAGACAGUUGAAUCAGGUGACCAUAAAAAAAAUGAGUAUUCUCUAAAGUGACGAUUUGUUUGAUUAACUGCAGGGUGCACAUGAUUUUUCAAAGAUUGAUUGAAGGUCAGGUUACCAUCUAUUGAGGAUCAAGGAGGAGAAUAUUUCAGUCACUCUUGGAUAAUUGUGUAAUUGUAUUGUAUUGAUGAAACUAUUUAAGAGCAGGAGGAGGAAAUAAAGAAAUCAUAAUCCUCAUCUUUUCAUCGAUUGAGCUAUGACAAAUUUAGAGGACUAAAUUUUCUUUUAAGGGGGGGAGAGUGUAAUAUCCCUCUUUUAAAAGUUAUCAAUAAGGAUUUAUAUGUAAAUUAGAGGACCUAUAUGUAAAUAUAAAAAUUUCAUGGACUAAACUGUUAAGUUGCAAAUAGAAAAAAAAUAAAGAAAACCGAAAAUUUUGGUUUUAUCCCACCGCCUCCCACGCUCUAUGUUUAGAAACAGAGAGAGAGGAGCGGUGGGGCGUGGGGAGAAGAAGAGAAGAAGAAGAAGAAGAAGAAGAAGAAGAAGAAGAAGAAGAAGAGAGGAGGAUAGCUGCGGCAAGGCUGCAGCAAGGAGGUGUGUGGCGUUGGGGAGGAAAAGGGAAGAGGAGAAGAAGAGAUGGAGAAGAAGAGGGAAAAGACAGGGAAGAGGGAGAGGAGCGAGAGGUGGCAGCAGCUAGGGCUGCAGCACCCUGCUUCCUGCAGGUGGAAACAUAUGAGAGGUGUGGUGCGUUCGAAGAGGAGAAGAAGAAGAAGAGGAAGAGAAGAAAAAGAGGUUGUGAUACCUCUGUUUCCUGCAGAGGAAACAGAGGAGAGGGUGUGUGUGACGUCGGGGAGGAGGAGGGAAGAAGAAGUGGAGAAGAAGAGAAGGGAAAGGAGGAGCUGCGGCUGCGGCGGUGGCAGUUGCAACUGGAAGAGAAGGAGAGAAACAGAAGGUGAGGAAGAAGAGAAGAAGAAGAAAGGAAGGAGAAGGAAGAAGGAGAAGAAGAGGGAAAAGAGAGGGAAGAGGGAGAGGAGCGAGAGGAGGCAGCAGAUAGGGCUGCAGCACUUCUGUUUCCUGCAGGUGGAAACAGAGGAGAGGUGUGGGGCAUUCGAAGAGGAGAAGAAGAAGAAGAGGAAGAGAAGAAGAAGAGAAAGCAGGAGAAGAGGUUGUGACACCUCUGUUUCCUGCAGAGGAAACAGAGGAGAGGGUGUGUGUGACGCCGGGGAGGUGGAGGGAAGAAGAAGAGGAGAAGAAGAAGAGAAGGGAAAGGAGGAGUUGUGGCUACGGUGGUGGCAGUUGCAGUUGGAAGAGAAGGUGAGGAAGAAGAGAAGAAGAAGAAAGGAAGGAGAAGGAAGAGGAGAAGGGAAAGAAGCAGCUGCGGCUGCGACUGUGGCAGUUGCAGCUGUGGCAGGGAAAGAGGAAGAGGAAGGAAGAAGGGAAGGAGAGGAAGAAGAGAAGGGGAAGAAGGGGCUGCGGCUGCGGCGAUGGCAGCUGCAGCUAGAAGAGAAGAAGGAGAGGAAGAUGAGCAGGGGAGGAAGAAGAGGCUGCGAUCGUGGCUGAGGCUACGACUGCAGCAGUGCAGCUAGGAAAGUAGAGAAGGAAAGGAAGAAGAAGAGAAAGGAAAAGGGAAGAAGAGAGGAAGAGGAGAAGGGGAGGCAGCUACGGCAGUGGCCGCUGCAGCUGGAAGAGGAGGAGAGUAAAAGAGUAGGGGAGUAUGAAGAGGUUGCGGUUGUGGUGGCUGCGGCCGUGGCUGCGACUGCAUCUGUGGCUGCGACGUUGGCUGUGGUAGCUGCGGCAGCGGUGGUGGCUACAGCAGUUGCUUUUGGAAAAGAGAAAGAAAGGAAAGGGAAAGAAGAAGAGGUUGUGGUUGCGGUGGUGGCGGCUGCGUUUGCCGCAGUUGUGUUUGGGAAAGAAAAAGAAGGAAUGAGAGUAAGAGAGAGCAGAUAACUGUUCCUCGAUAUUCGACACAUGGUGUAGUCGCGAAGAAAGAAAGAAAACGAGUGCACAAAACGAAACAGGGAGACGACACGGAGGAAAAGUAGAAGGAUUUGGGCUAACAUCUUCUUUGGAUCUUCAUAUCAAAAUCUUUGAAAGGCAAUUUUCCCGAUCGUUUCUCCUGUAAUUGUGCAAAUGUUUCAAUCCAUUCUAUUGCAAGUGUUUCGAUCCUUUCUAUUGCAAGUGUUCCGAUCCUUCCUAUUACAAGCUUUCAAUUCUUUCCUAUUGUAAGUGUCCUGAUCUUUCCUUACUGUAAUUUUAUCUCUACAUUUGCUUUGAAAAUGAGGAACUUUGAAUUGUUCUAGCCUUGCAUUUGUUAUAUCUCCUGUUUAGACGUAACGAUUCGAAUCUGUGUAACUUCUGAGAUUCUGACCUUUCUACCUUGUUAUGGUUAUAACUUCAUGUAUUGAUCUCUGAUUUAGAUAAAACUUAUUUGAUCAGAAUAUAGACUCAUAAACCUUUCUUUUGAUAGCUUAUUUUAGGAUUUCGGAGUAAGUUUGCCUGCCCAGUUUUCUAUUGAAACCGACUCUGUGAAUUCUGUAAAAUUGAGAUUUGUUCUUUGAUCUUGGGUUACUAAAUCUAUGGUAACUCCAUGUUGGAAACCUUGAUUCGUAUGAAACUUAUUUCAUCAGAAACUAGAUCGAAAUAAUUUUCUAAUGAUAUAUUUUCUGAGGAAAAUUAAAGCAUGUUGAUAGUUUGAAUCAUUUAUUCAAUGUCCCUCUUGAAUUCUGCCAGAAAUCGAGAUUUAGUCGAUUUUGCAUAUUCUGGUUUCAUUCCUUUGGAAAUUGAGUUAUAUGUGAUUGCUUGGAAUCCUUGAAUUCUCUUGCUUUCAUUUCAUCUCAAAUCUGAAUGCAAUUGUGAAAUAUUAUUGCUUACUUCGUAUUAACUCGUAAAGGCACAUGUACGUUUUGUUGUUCCGCGUGUGCUUCUGAUAUGUGUUAUUUAUUGUUCAUACUAUCCCUUGUACUCUAGUGUUUGUGGGAUAAUGUAAACCUUUGCCAGAUAUAGUAAAGGGAGUUAUGCCUUGAGCCUGCGAUGGUUUGCCGGUCCCCUCUGACUUCACCUAGACGUGGGUGGAUGGAGCUCCCAGACGUGGGAGACUUUUGUCUGGUGGUCAUUCAGAAAUGGAUGAAUCACAUUCUGUCUAUGGUCCCACUACACCUUCUGUAUGUUUGAUAUGAUAUCCAUAGCUUUGGUUAUGUUUUUCUAUACAUGCUUUCGAUAAGAAUGAUAUGAAUGCAACGAUAAAUUUGAUAUUUGAGCUUCUGUUUCGUAUUUGUUCUUUGAUAUGCUCUGAAAUGGUUCAUAUGCCAUUGAUAUGCUUUGAAAUGUUUCACAUACUAUUGGUAUAUU